This is a messenger RNA of Acanthaster planci (crown-of-thorns starfish), 3317 nucleotides long. Its product is annotated as arginine--tRNA ligase, cytoplasmic-like. Gene Ontology annotation, biological process: arginyl-tRNA aminoacylation. The record is from RefSeq and is a predicted model, not a curated record. Gene Ontology annotation, cellular component: cytoplasm. Gene Ontology annotation, molecular function: ATP binding; arginine-tRNA ligase activity. NCBI's taxonomy places the organism in Eukaryota, Metazoa, Echinodermata, Asteroidea, Valvatida, Acanthasteridae.
GGUCAGAGUUCACGAGACUAGACAUGUGUUCCGUAUGCAUGCAGGCCAGGCAGGCUUUUCGCUUGGCUUGCAUCAUUCGGGUCGAGUCUGCGUAUGUUAAAUACUGUGUCAGCUUUUAACCUAAUUUUAGUAUUCCUUGCAUUCACCAGUGUUUCCUUUGGGCUUGUAUGGUUGAUACACUGCCAUCAGAAUGUCUGAAAUUGUUACCAAGUACACUGAACGUGCUGCUAAGCAGGAAGCAGAGAUUGCGCAGUUGAAACAGGAAAUUUGCCAACUCCAGAAUGGAGAGGUGAUGGAUGAGAAUGACGACUCCUCGUCAGAGCUGAACCAGCUCAGGAUUGAGAACCAGAAGCUGAAGUAUCGCUUGGCGCACCUGCUGAGGAGUAUUGAGGAGGAACAGAAGCAAUCUGCCACGACGGCCGGAAACGACACUGCAAUGACAAGUAUCACUCAGCAGCUAGAGGGCGUCUUUGCAUAUGCCAUCAUGGCCGCUUUCCCGGAUCUGGUCGACCCCACUGUGGCGGUGGAGGCCAGCAAGAGUGACCGCUUUGGUGACUACCAGUGCAACAGUGCCAUGGCUAUUGCUCAGCAAUUGAGAGCUCUUGGAAGGAAGAUUUCACCUAAUGAAAUUGCUCAAGCUAUUGUGCAGAACGUGCAACUCAAUGACGUCAUAGAGAAGGUGGAAAUCGCCGGCCCUGGUUUCAUCAACGUCCACAUCAGGCGCCCCUUCGUCUCCACGGUGAUCAGCGACAUCCUAACCAAGGGGGUGCGGCCACCCAAGACAGACCGCAAAAAGCGGGUCAUCAUCGACAUGUCCUCUCCCAACAUCGCCAAGGAGAUGCACGUGGGCCACCUGCGCUCCACCAUCAUUGGCGAGAGCAUCGCUCGACUCUUGCAGUUUGCUGGUCAUGACGUACAGAAGGUCAGUCAUUUUGGUGACUGGGGCACCCAAUUUGGGAUGCUCAUCGCUCACCUCCAGGAUCGCUUCCCAAACUACCUGACGGAAUCUCCUCCAAUCUCAGACCUGCAGGCCUUCUACAAGGAGUCCAAAGUUCGCUUUGAUGAAGAGCCCGAAUUCAAGAAGCGUGCCUACUCGUUGGUGGUCCGACUGCAAGCCAAGGAACCCGAUAUCUACAAAGCAUGGCAGUUGAUCUGUGAUAUCUCAUACCGAGCUUUUGAUGAGAUCUAUGAUCGCCUUGGCAUUAAGGACCUCGUACCUUACGGAGAAUCCUUCUACCAAGAUAUGAUGGUGGAGACAGUCCAGGACUUGGAGAGCAAAGGCUUUCUAGAAUUGGACGAAGGCCGGAAGAUCAUGUUCACUGACACUGGUACUGUGCCCUUGACGAUUGUCAAAUCAGACGGUGGCUUCACGUACGACACGUCGGACAUGGCGUGCCUCAAAUUUCGAACGUUGACAGAGAAGGCUGACUGGGUACUGUAUGUUGUUGAAGCAGGGCAGAGCGUACAUCUGGAGAAUAUCUACGCUGGUGGGCGCAUGGUAGGAUGGUACGACCCAGCCAGAGUGCGGGUCGAACAUAUCAAGUUUGGAGUUGUCUUAGGCGAAGAUAAGAAGAAGUUUAAGACCCGUUCGGGGGAUACUGUGCGUCUUGCCGAUCUGCUAAAUGAGGGGAUGAAACGAUCACUAGACAAACUGCAAGAGAAGGAACGAGACAAGGUGUUGACGACAGAGGAGUUAGAAGCUGCUCAAAGGUCAGUGGCGUAUGGAUGCGUCAAGUAUGCCGAUCUGUGUCACAAUCGCAUUAAUGACUACGUCUUCUCCUUUGACAAGAUGCUGGAUGACAAGGGGAACACGGCCGUGUAUCUUCUCUAUGCGUACACCCGAAUCAAGUCCAUUGCUCGCUUGGCCAAGGUAGACGAUGCGGCGGUGCUUCAAGCAGCAGCCACCACGCCCAUCGACUUGACCCACCCCAAGGAGUGGAAGCUGGCCAAAUGCCUGUCGCGCUUUCCGGAGAUCGUCGCCCGUAUCCUCAACGACAUGCUCAUGCACACACUCUGCGAGUACCUGUAUGAGUUGACCACGACCUUCACCGAGUUCUACGAUGCCUGUUACUGCGUUGAGAAGGACAGAAAAACAGGUGAAAUUGUUAAAGUUAACAUGAGUCGCAUCCUUCUAUGUGAAGCUGCGGCAGCCGUCAUGGCCAAGGGAUUCUACAUUCUUGGGAUAGACCCGGUCAGCCGGAUGUAACUCAAGCCAGAACUGGGUUGGACUCCAAUCCCAGGAGGGUGCCCGCUGACAUUUUGACUUGUCAGAUCAUGGUCCAGAUUCAGAUUCUGGCAGAGGCUUUUAAACAUCAGAAAGAAAGAUAAUACCAUCCACAUUUUACUUAAAGAAAAAAAAAACCAGGGUUUACAGCCUGAUCGGGGACCUUGCUUUCCAAGAUUGUUUACAAAAUCAUGGACUUGGAUCACAUUCUGACAAGGGGGAACAGACAUCUCUUAUUAUGGAGGUGCCUCCAUUAGUUAGACUGGUUGCAAAUCCUUACCAAGGAACUGUGUUUCAAUGACCUCAUGGAUGAGUUUUGAACUGCAGAGCUCUACUAAUCAGGGCUCGAAUUCAUGGCACUGUGAAGCACAUGAUUUUAUGUCUACAGAGGCUCUUUUUAUUCCAUAGAGACUUUAAGCACAACACUUUAAGCACAACAAAAGGCAUGCUUACCUCGGAAGCAAAUUUCGCUGAAUUUAAUUUUCACAUGCAUACACACAGUUUUUUUGCUAAGCACUUGCAACCCUGAAGUAUUUUCCAUGAAAUACACUUACCAUUGAGAAAAUUUUUGUUCUGUGGUUAGCACAAAAAUAGCGGUAAGCCGCGCCAUGAAAUUGGGCCCCGGACACAUGUCAUGGCUCCUUUUACUGUAAGCCAAGAAUUUCUACUCAGCAGAAACUUCUGCAGGUUUGGCAGGUUAGCAAAGAGUUUGGGUUUAUGCGCAUGCAGAUGUCCCUCAACCAAGGAUUCUAUGCUAAUGUCUUUCGUAAAUAAUCUGACUGCUAGCAGAUCAUUGAAAUUUAGUUUUUGGUGAAAAAUCUGGGAACAGCAUUACCGGUGAAGCGAGAACAUUGAUAUGUAGUUAUAAACUAUGUUCUUCCAAAUUAUGGAAACCCACGUGCCCUAUUCUGUUGUUGGGAGGUUUGAUCUGGAGAGGAUUCCAGUGAGUAACUAUUCCAUUUUUGUAAGAGUUUCUUUUCGGCCGCCAAUAGUUUCUGUAUUUGUUUUCUCCUAUAAUAGCCUGUUCCAGAAAGGGAAGUGAUGAGCAUAAUUUGUCAAUAAAUUUGGUAUCAAAAUACCAUAAUUAAAACCU